Funneliformis geosporum is the source of this 195-nucleotide messenger RNA. Lineage: Eukaryota; Fungi; Glomeromycota; Glomeromycetes; Glomerales; Glomeraceae. The record is from the annotation of a GenBank genome assembly.
AUGCGACUUCACAGUAACAAGACGUUGGUUCAACAUCUCCAAACAUCUAUUUUUACAGCAAACCCUGGAACUUCAAUCUUUACAGGACAAGCAUUUAACUACCUGAACCAAGAGUUUAGUUUGGGACAUAGAAUUUCGGUGAAGGAGACACCUGGUGAAACGACACCCUUCAUUAGACCUUGUACACGCGUAUGA